ACGGCCCCACCCCCGACAUUUGAACCUACACACUACCUACGCAACUGACCCGACCCGGCUUCAACAACUCGACGGCGCCGGAUAUAUACGAGGAAUCACAGUCAACAUGCUGCUGCUCGACUACCAGAACGUCCUGAUCCAGGCGGUGCUCACCGAGCGUUUCGCUCCUGGAGCUUCCCCCGUCAACAUCGACCAGACUGUCUCCGACUUUGACGGCGUCGUCUUCCACAUCUCCACCCCCGAAUCCAAGACCAAGAUCCUCGUCUCUCUCCAAAUUCGAUGCUUCCAGGAUCUCGUUCGCUACGGCGCUGAGCAGGUCCUCAACCGCGAAUAUGGCGAUCUCGUUGUCCCUCCCGAGGCCGGCUAUGACUUUUCCAUCCAGGUCGACCUCGAGAACCUCCCCGCCGAACAGGAGGCCCGCGAUGCCCUUGUCAUGAAGAUUGCCUUGUUAAAGCGCAAUGCCAUGGCCGCGCCCUUCGAGCAGGCCUACCAGGAACACUACGCCCUAAAGGAGGAAGCGUCCAAGUUUACAUCCGAGGAGGCGCCACAGGGUGUCCGUGAGGGUGGAGAGGUCAAGGCUAUUCACUACCGAGAAGAGGAGGCUAUCUACGUCAAGGCCAGCCACGACCGUGUGACCGUCAUAUUCAGUACCAUUUUUAGGGAAGAAACGGACAGAGUAUUCGGCAAGGUCUUCAUCCAGGAAUUCGUCGAUGCCCGGCGCAGAGCCAUCCAGAACGCCCCCCAGGUCCUGUUCCGCAACGAUCCUCCUCUCGAGCUUCAGAAUGUUCCGGGGGUGAAGAAUACUGGUACAGGCGAGAUUGGUUAUGUCACUUUUGUCCUGUUCCCUCGCCAUCUCACUCCUCAGCGGAUGCCCGAUGUUAUCUCCCAUAUCCAGACCUUCCGCGACUACUUCCACUAUCACAUCAAGGCCUCCAAGGCGUAUAUCCACUCGCGUAUGCGCAAACGCACCGCCGAUUUCCUCCAGGUUCUCCGGAGAGCCAGGCCCGAUACGGAAGAAAAGGAGAAGAAGACAGCAAGCGGAAGGACAUUCAAGGCUGGCGCUUAAGGAAUUCGUGCAGCGGUUUGUGUAUCACGUUACUAUGCCUUUACUUGAAACCCGUCAUGUUAGUCUAUCGGCAAAGGCGGCCGAAGAUGACCACUUACAGUUACAAAAGACAGACAAUAUUAAUCACUACCCUAAUCAUUCCACUCGAUUUACAUAG
Molecule: messenger RNA, 1223 nt
Organism: Neurospora hispaniola
Lineage: Eukaryota; Fungi; Ascomycota; Sordariomycetes; Sordariales; Sordariaceae
Product: ARP2/3 complex 34 kDa subunit
Exons: 4
Coding region: 107-1066 (319 amino acids)
Biological process (GO): Arp2/3 complex-mediated actin nucleation; actin filament polymerization
Cellular component (GO): Arp2/3 protein complex; actin cytoskeleton
Molecular function (GO): actin filament binding; structural constituent of cytoskeleton
Source: RefSeq, a predicted model, not a curated record